UUGUAUCUCUUUUUUCAUUGUCCUGUUCUGCUUUUGUUUAUGAUUUUCUUUUUCACAGCUCUAACCGUUUUCAAAACGCAUAAGCUUUCAAAACGCAGUUUACACAAACAGGUGAGGUGAUUUUUCAAAACGCCGCCGCACCAAAUUAGCUGCCCCAAAAGAGAGUUCAAGAUGCCUUUUUUUUAUUUAUUAACAAGAAAAACCAAAAAAAGCAUGAAAAACAGAACGUCUACCAAAUCGUAAGGCUAGACCUACUUCGAAACAAAAAUGAGAAUUAAAUUGAGUGGCAACUUCAGAUCUAUAUAUUCAGUUCACUACAAUCCCUCUCUGCUAAAAGAGUAGCAACACGAAUGGAAUGAAAUUCAAGAUGAAAAAAUGCAAUAUGCAAUCAACAAAUAGCACCGCCAAAGGGCAGUGCGAGUUAAUCAUAUUCAGCUCCCGGAACCGAAAGUAUAGAUUUUUAGAAAAAAAGAUGUUUAGGAUCGGAUCAUGAGGAAAUCAUCCAAGUGAGAUGUGUUACAAUUUGUAAACUCUACAAUGAUUUGCAACAUUGCUAAGCAGCAAGAGGAAUUAUAAGUAGCUUCCUAUACAACUACAGAGCAAGACUAUAUAAAGGAGGUAAUUAGCACAGUGGUAGUGGAGAGGACAGAUUGCAGUGAGCUGAUUCUGUAACUAAGUUAUGGAAAGAACAGUGGUAGUGGAGUGUUUGUUAUGCUGCAGAUUUUUCUGUUAUUAAGAUAAACAUUAACAAAAAAUUACAGUAAGGGAAACCCUGAAUAUGAUAGUAUAUUUCGGAAUCUAAAAAAUUACAGUAAGGAUCCUCCUAACCGUCGCCCGAAAUAUUAGGCUAUUUGGCAGGAACGGCCCUAAACAGUUACCGCGACCGCCGAAUUGACCCCAAAUAUAUUAAGCCUGUUUCCGCGAACGACAGCUGCCUCGACCUCGGAAGUCACUGCAUUCUCCGACAACUCAACUCAUCUCUCUCCGAGCAUGGAACAAAUCAUCGAGUAUGAUUCCGUGGUUGCUGAUGCUCUUUUCGGCUUCCCGGACUCGCCACCUUUCCUUCCGCCCUUCUCCGACUCCACAAUCCUCACUUUCCCGCCCCCGCCGCCAUGCGACAUCUCCUCCGUCCCUCACAGCAGCCCCAAACGCCACCACAGCGGCUCCGACCUCUACAUUCAUGACUUUCCACAGCCGCAUUUUGAUUUUGAAAUUCCCGAUUAUGAUCCCACAUUGUUUGCCGAGUUUGAGGCUCCGCAGCCGCCCUCAAUCGCCAUGGUUGCGCCGUUUGCCCAAGGUGUUGUUGGCUUGUCUGCGCAGAGUAUGGCUGCGAGGGGAAGACGAAAGCGAAUCAGCGAGAAGAUGCUGGAGCUGGGCGGGCUUGUCCCCGGCGGGAACAGGAGGAACACCGCCCCCGAUGCUCCUGGCUGCCUUUAAAUAUGUCAAGUUCCUUGAAGCUCAACAUGGCGUUCUUCUGCUCAUGGAUUCCCUUCCAGUUCCAGUGUGCAAAAGUAUGGAGCAUUUGUUGGGAUCUAUGGUUGUCCAAGAAAAAUUGUCAGCUAUGGGACUGUGUGUGGUGCCAAAAAAAAUAGUAGAUGAAUUUGUGGAUGAUCCCCAACUUAAUCUAAUAUGUUGAUUUCGUGAUCUACAUGACAAGUUUAUUGAGUCUACUGAAGUUGGAAAGAAAUUGAUUUUACU
Phalaenopsis equestris is the source of this 1698-nucleotide messenger RNA. Its product is annotated as transcription factor bHLH52-like. Lineage: Eukaryota; Viridiplantae; Streptophyta; Magnoliopsida; Asparagales; Orchidaceae. Bases 991 to 1437 code for a protein of 148 amino acids. The transcript is spliced from 2 exons. The record is from RefSeq and is a predicted model, not a curated record.